This is a messenger RNA of Apis dorsata (giant honeybee), 740 nucleotides long. Its product is annotated as protein transport protein Sec24A-like. Gene Ontology annotation, molecular function: SNARE binding; zinc ion binding. The transcript is spliced from 3 exons. The record is from RefSeq and is a predicted model, not a curated record. Gene Ontology annotation, biological process: COPII-coated vesicle cargo loading. Lineage: Eukaryota; Metazoa; Arthropoda; Insecta; Hymenoptera; Apidae. Bases 78 to 578 code for a protein of 166 amino acids. Gene Ontology annotation, cellular component: endoplasmic reticulum exit site; COPII vesicle coat.
UAAAAAUAAAAAAAAUAUUUUUUCAGGUUGCUUUCAGAUCAGGAACAAACACAAGACUUGAUGAUCGAGUGUUUGCUAUGUGUCAGUUAAAAACUAUACCGUUAUUUCAAUUAAUCCAAAUGAUUUAUCCAGAUCUUUAUCCUAUUCAUGCGCUUGAAGAUCGAAAUGCAAAAGAUAUCGAUGGUAAAUUAUGCCCACAACCACCUAGAUUGCAUCUUUCUGCUGAGAAACUUGACUCUAGGGGUGCUUUUCUAAUGGAUACUGGAGAUCAGAUAUUUAUUUUAAUCGGCAAAAAUAUUCAUUCUUCGUUUUGUUGUAAUGUGCUUGGAGUUUCUGCUUUUCCAUCAAUACCAGAAGAAUUUUAUGAAUUACCAGAAAUUGAAACAACAGAAAGCGAAAGGUUACGAAACUUUGUAUUUAGUUUGCAAGAAGAGAAACCCUAUCCAGCUUCUAUACAAAUUAUUCGGGAUGACAGUCAUUUUAGGACACUUUUUGUUGAGCGAUUAAUUGAAGAUCGUUUUGAAAAUUCUUUGAGUUAUUAUGAAUUUUUGCAACAUCUUAAGACUCAAGUGAAAUAAUAAUAGAAGAAAUUAUUUUGGAAUUAAUAAAUACGGAAAGUAUAUAACAAACAAAUCUUAACAUGCAAAAGUCAUUGUUACAGUGAAAGUGCUUAGCAAUUGUGAACUGUGUUCAAAAAAUACGAAUUUUUUGAAAACAAUUGUUUGAUCAAUUAAUUAGAA